CAACCAGUAAAGCGGGUUAUUUAUUCUCCUCCCGGUGAUCUGUCCGUGUCCUGAGGGUGUAAUCUGAAGCCUGUUGUACAGUGGGUUGCGGCAGCAGAAAGUCACUGCAGUCCUCGACGAGCGUUCAUCAUGUUUUGACCAUAGACUGACGCGUGGCGUCUUGAAAUGUCGCAAUGCUCGAGGAUCAGAACCCGCUAGCGCGUGGGGAUCGUAGAAGCGCAGAAUGCAUGUUUGCGAAAGCUUCCUGGUUCUCGUGUGAAACACCAUCUGCGAAACGCGAUCUCUCGGGACGCGACGCAAGGGGCAUUGUUUCGCUAACAGCUCCUUUUUUGGACGCGCGCAGAACGCGUCUUCCGCCCGUGCUGGCUGUCGUCGAGCCGGUGGGUGACCGUGCGUGGAUACGAUCAUGUGGCGGAGCGGAUGCUGGACGCGGGCGCGAUGUCAGGACAGCGGGGUCGAUCCGGAGCGCGAGCGGCUCUGGGCCGAGCUCUUCGAGCAGCUGGAUCUGAACAAGAACGGACUGAUCGAUGUGAACGAGCUGCGGGUCGGACUCGCCGCCCGGGGGCUGUCGUGGAGCUCAGUGGAGGAGCAGAUUGUACGAGCUGGAGACAUUAAUCUCGAUGGUCAGCUGGAUUUUGAAGAGUUCACAGAGUAUCUGCGAUCCCACGAGAAACGCCUUAAACUCAUGUUUCGCAGCUUGGACCGCAACAACGACGGUCAGUUGGACGUGGGGGAGAUCCAGCAGUCGUUACACAAUCUCGGCGUGGACGUCACGUUGGAGCAAGCUGCCAAAAUACUGCAAAGGUGCGUGUGUUACUUAGCAUAUGUGCAAAGUGCUUUCAGGCGUGAUUCAGUUGUGACAUGCAGAACUUGUGAAAUGUGUUCCCACAGUAUGGAUAAAGACCAUUCCUUGACCAUCGACUGGUUCGAGUGGCGAGAUCACUUCCUGUUUAACCCUCUGCACAACAUGGAGGAAAUCGCUCAGUACUGGAAACACUCGGUGAUGUUGGACAUCGGAGAGCUCCUGACGGUCCCAGACGAGUUCUCGGAGAAGGAGAAGCAGUCAGGGUACGUGUGGCGGCAGCUGAUGGCAGGAGCUGUGGCCGGAUCGGUGUCCAGGACAGGAACCGCGCCGCUCGACAGACUCAAGGUGUUUCUGCAGGUGCACGGCCAGAGCUCUGAUAAGGGGACUGUGUGGCGCGGUCUGCAUGCGAUGGUGAAGGAGGGCGGCCUCACUGCGCUGUGGAGGGGGAACGGCAUCAAUGUGCUGAAGAUCGCACCGGAGACAGCCAUCAAAUUCCUGGCCUAUGAACAGAUUAAGUGCUUGAUGAGAGGCAGAAAUGAAGGAGGAACUCUGAAAGUUCAGGAGAGGUUCGUGGCUGGAUCACUGGCUGGAGCGACGGCUCAAACUGUCAUAUACCCAAUGGAGGUGCUGAAGACUCGUCUCACUCUUCGUAAAACAGGACAGUAUUCGAGUGUGGCGCACUGUGCUAAACAGAUCCUGCAGAAGGAGGGCGUUCUGGCAUUUUAUAAAGGAUACCUGCCCAACAUGCUGGGCAUCAUCCCGUAUGCGGGCAUAGACCUCGCCGUCUACGAGACGCUGAAGAACGCCUGGCUGCAGCGGCACACGGAGGGAUCUCCCGAUCCGGGCGUCCUGGUGCUGGUGGGCUGUGGCACGGUGUCCAGCACCUGCGGACAGCUGGCGUCCUAUCCCCUCGCCCUCAUCCGAACACGCAUGCAGGCGCAGGCGUCAGUGAAGGGAGCUCCUCAGCUGUCCAUGCUGACCCUCUUCAGGAGUAUCGUGGCCCAGGAGGGUGUGGUGGGACUCUACCGAGGCAUCGCGCCCAACUUCCUCAAGGUCAUCCCGGCGGUCAGCAUCUCCUACGUCGUCUACGAACACAUGAGGAAAGUACUGGGAGUGGGAACCUGAGACAGCUCAUGUGUGUGUAGAAAAGACUACAACAAUCAUAUCCGGACAAGAGAGGUCAAAGACUUGUUUAUUUAAGCCUAUAAUAUAUUCAAUCACUGGAGUGAUGUUCACCAAAAACAGUGGAUGUGAGGAAGAACAAUGAACUGAACCCAAACACUGAAUUAUGCAGAAUGUAAGAGGUGCUGUUCUGACCCUUUCCUGAAUUACUGAGGUUCAUGAUGUGCUCUCCGUGUGUGUUGUUGGUCAACAGGGCCCUGAUAUUCAGAUAUUCAGGGUACGGCCCUCUGGAUGUGGUAAAAUGAAUGCUUGCGUGUGUGAGACUGUGUGAGCAUGUGCUGUACUGUACUUUGUGUUUAACCCUGUGCACACUACUGAACUCCAAAUGGGAAUGGGCAAUAAACUAACUUCCUCCUUUUGAACUUCCA
Molecule: messenger RNA, 2355 nt
Organism: Carassius auratus (goldfish)
Lineage: Eukaryota; Metazoa; Chordata; Actinopteri; Cypriniformes; Cyprinidae
Gene: slc25a23a
Product: solute carrier family 25 member 23a
Exons: 9
Coding region: 407-1930 (507 amino acids)
Biological process (GO): transmembrane transport
Molecular function (GO): calcium ion binding
Source: RefSeq, a predicted model, not a curated record